Molecule: messenger RNA, 972 nt
Organism: Stylonychia lemnae
Lineage: Eukaryota; Ciliophora; Spirotrichea; Sporadotrichida; Oxytrichidae
Source: the annotation of a GenBank genome assembly
AUGGUGCAAAUAUAGUUAGAUCAGUGUGAAUUGUUUGGAGAAUUCGGUGUUAUUAUAUAGAUCAUUCUUGGUGUUUCCUCUAUUUUGAGUCUCCUAGGUAUUAAUCAUGCUUUCAUCUUAUAUAUAGUCAAAAGAUUGUUUGAGUUUCCUAGAAGAACAUGGAAAAUCUUCUUCUUGGAUAUUUCCAAGUAAGGGUUCUCUGCUUUUCUAGCACAUUGUUUGAACUUGUUCUUGGCUGUAGUGCUUCAGCAAUUAGCCAAGAGAGGUGAUGGAUGUAUUUGGUAUUUCGUAAAUCUCUCUAUGGAUACAACAUUUGGUAUUUUCCUUUGCUGGGCCUUUCAUAAAGUUAUCGAUAGAGUUGCAGUAUUAAAAAGUGGAGUUUACUACAAUGAGAAUGAUCCCUAAGAAGAUGAUUACAUUGACUAUAGAAUAUGGGUUGUCAAGAUAUUGUUGUUUGUAUUUCAACUUUAUUACUCUGAGUAACUAGAACUUUUGGGUGAAUAUGCACUUGCUGAUUUCAAAGAUAAUCCUAAAUUAGAAUUGGUAUUUGUAAUGAUCAUCUUGCCUGUCACGCUUAAUUCUAUACAAUAUUGGAUCUAAGACAACUUCUUAAUGGGCAAUAAAUAUAUUGAAGAGCGCAAAGAAAGACUCUUACAACUGGAAUAAUUUAAAAUUGUAGAAAACGACUUUGUCAUGAUUGAUCCUCAAAUGGAAAAAAGACCAAGUAGAUUAAUUAGACAAAUAGAAGAGGGUAUCUACAACAUCAAGCCAGAAGACUAUAAUGAAGAUGGGGAAUUAAGAUCUCCAAGCUAGGUUAGAGAUGAAGAUGGCGAUAUUGUACCCUUUAAACACAAUUAAGUAAUGUCUGACCAAGAUUAUUAAAGUUUAAACAAUGAAAUAAGAUAGGAAAGGUAUAGCUUCGAAAAAAAUGAGAAAUAAAUGAAAGAUGAUCAGACCGAUAGACAGCAUUGA